GAGUUAUUGUUACUGCCUUCUGUUUCAUUCCCCAUCUUCUCUCUUAACUUCUCCGUUCCCCUUCUCAGUGAAAGACGGAGGAAUACAAGUAAGCAUUUGGUGGCUAUUGUCGUUGACGACGCCUCCAUUACUUACCUUCAAAAACCCUAAUCCUUUUCUUCCAAUCUAUAUUCUCUUUUACAUUAGCUCUUCUGUUCUGUUCUGAUCACUUUACCUUUGAUUUAUGAAAAUAUUUCAAACUAUUGAUAUGAUGUUUGUGAUUCUGUAUUGAAUCAAACCCUACGUCCGGAAAAGAAAUAAUUUUCUUUGCCCUAAUUUACCAAUCCAAUGAUGGCCGAUUCAUCUACUGGUAGUGGGAGUACCAUUACUCACUCCGGCGACGGCGGUGGGAGUGGUGUUAAUAGCCCUUCCAGCCGAAGAAGUUUGCCUUCUCCGUGGGCGCAAGUUGUUCGAGGAAUGAUCGAGCCGGAUUCGGUGCCUUCGUCGUUUCCUUCGCCGGGGGUUUCGGAACAGAAUCCUGUUGUUACUGAUCCGGUGACGGUGGUGGAGGUUUCGGCGGAGACUCCAUCGGAAAGCUCUAAUGAUAUUAAUACUUGCAAUGCUGGUGGUGUAAAGAAGUCGGCAUGGAACAAGCCCUCGGUUAAUGGCGUUGUGGAAGGAACUACUACUCCUGUUAUGGGCGCCGCUUCUUGGCCGGCUUUAUCCGAGUCGACUCGUCCCGGAAUGAGAUCAUUCUCUGCUUCUUCUUCUUCAGAGUCUUCGUCUACACCGACCUCCGAUGGAUCGCUCGCUGUUUCUCAGGCACCUGUAGCUUCGCAACCGCGCCCAAAUCAAGUUAAACCUAACGCCAACAAUGUGCAUCCCGUCCGACAGCGACAAAUUAGACGUGGCGGCGGUGCAUCUACAGGCUACAACGGACGGCAGCCACUUCCACCGCCGUUCCCUCUUUAUGACGUGUUUGGUAAUUUAGUACCGGCGGUUCCUAACUCCACUCCGGCGAGAGAACAACCUCUUUUCAAGGAGAAUAACUGGUCCCCUAGGACAGUUGGUGGUGCUGGUCAGCAGAACCGGAGGAAUAAUAACUUUGGUCCUAGACCCCGUGGUGGUGGAGGACCUUACGUUAACAAUGGCUAUGGUGGCAGACGUGAUCACCAUGAUCGUGAUUGGCGUGGUCCUCGAAAUCAUGGACCUAGAGAUGUUCGUAUGCAACAUCAAAUCGCUCCUCCGCCGCCUCUCCCCAGGGGAUAUAUCCCACCACCACAUCCCGCUCUUUCUCCGUUUAUUCCACCUCCAUAUGGAGCUCCCAUGGCUUAUGAUAUGGCUGCAUCAUAUGUAUAUCUCCCUACACUACCUUCUGAACCAUACAGGGGCCCACCUGUUCUUCCUCCUCAGGCACCUCCUCCAGUUCCCAUGUUUGUGCCAGUUAUAAACCCUCCUUUGAAUGUUAAGAUAGUUAAGCAGAUUGAAUAUUAUUUCAGUGAUGAUAAUUUGGUGAAAGAUGACUUUUUGAGGUCAAACAUGGAUGAUGAGGGAUGGGUUCCUAUCACAUUAAUAGCUGGUUUUCCUCGAGUUCAAAGCUUAACAAAUGACAUCCACAUGAUUUUGAAUUCCUUGAGAGAUUCAAGUAUUGUUGAAAUUCAGGGCGAGAAGAUAAGGAGUAGGGAUUGGAGAAGAUGGAUGAAUGUUCCAAACAGGUUUCAAUCAACAAUGGAGAAUUUGAUUGAAGAAGGUAUUUCAAUACAGAAUCUGACAAUGGAAGAUGACAGGAGUAUUAGUGCUUCAAGUUCUUGAAGUCAAACGGUUGACUAUGCAGUCAAAGGUCAACAUCAUCUUUGAGAGUGUAGGAAGAUUUUGCAGUGUUGGGAGUAAAUAGGUAAUGAGGUUACUUGGAUGUUUGAUUAAUGUUACUUUGUAUAGUUAUGCCAUAUAUACAUAUAUAUGCUACUCUGUAACAUAUAUAUAUGUAUGGCUAGUUUUCUGUUGAAGGUGUGAAUGAUGGGUGAAAGUUGAAACCUGAAAGUGGUUUUGGGAGUUUGUUCUGCUGACUGAGGAUUGAGGAUUGAGGAAGAUGAUUAAGAUUAACUAUUAUUUUGGAGGGUAUAAAUCUUUAUGGAAUGGAUUUUUACUUUUUUA
This is a messenger RNA of Lactuca sativa (garden lettuce), 2133 nucleotides long. Its product is annotated as la-related protein 1C. NCBI's taxonomy places the organism in Eukaryota, Viridiplantae, Streptophyta, Magnoliopsida, Asterales, Asteraceae. The record is from RefSeq and is a predicted model, not a curated record. Gene Ontology annotation, molecular function: RNA binding.